UACUGUAAAGGACCCGAAACGAAGUUUCAGAAACUGCAAUAAACGUGAUGAGUGACGGAAAUGUCACCCCUUUCUGGACGUAUGAAGAUCAAUUAUCAUGGCCGGGGCGUAAGUGCACCGAAGGAGGUUACUUACAGUCCCCUAUAGACAUUCAGACAGAAAAUGUUCCAAUGGACUAUGAAAAUAAGUUCAUCAAAUAUGGAGAGCUACAGUUCAUUGGAUAUCAGAGGGUACUCUUGACGGCUGUACACAACGGACAUACCAUUCAAUUCAGUUGCGAAGGCGACAAAGACAUGCACCCACGAAUGACGGGAGGCCCACUCAUGAACAUGUACAGGCUAGAGCAAGUUCAUUUUCACUGGCUUUCGGAGCACACUAUUGAUGGAAACAAGUUCCCCAUGGAAAUCCAUUUAGUACAUGUGAGAUCGGAUCUGACCGUGAAAGAUGCGCUUAAAACCCCAGAUGGAUUGGCAAUAAUAGCUAUAUUUUGCAAAGUGAAAGUAGACUUGUCCCUGGAUCUGGACGGCUUAGUACACGACAUGAUGAACUACAUCCCUAAAUUGAAGCAAAGGGGUGACAGAAUGAGUGGCAUAUUACUCGACCUUAAAAACUUAGUACCAGCAAACUCAAAAUCAUACUACACGUACGCCGGGUCGCUCACGUCGCCAGAGUGCAACGAGGUCGUCAUAUGGAUCCUUAUGGAGACACCUAUCUAUGUCACAGAAUACCAGUACGACGAAAUAACGAAAGCUGCGGUAAGACGACACAAUACGAGACAUCUGCAACCAAUUAGCAGGCACAAAAUUUACCGGCCAUUCGUCCGGGAAUCGUUUAUGCCACAAACGCCAUACAUAUUUAAGGCCGUCGGGGAAACCUUGGAGUACUUUUACAAUUUCUUCGGUAACGUCACAAAAGCUUACCGUAUAUACAAGCAACUAAAAUAAUCAGCA
Molecule: messenger RNA, 950 nt
Organism: Hyposmocoma kahamanoa
Lineage: Eukaryota; Metazoa; Arthropoda; Insecta; Lepidoptera; Cosmopterigidae
Product: carbonic anhydrase 1-like
Exons: 9
Coding region: 48-944 (298 amino acids)
Molecular function (GO): carbonate dehydratase activity; zinc ion binding
Source: RefSeq, a predicted model, not a curated record